AUGGUCCUCACAUAUGAUGAGCAUGGUGGGUUCUUCGACCAUGUUCCCAGGCUGGUCGACGGCGUGCCUAGUCCCGACGACAUUGUUGGCCCACCGCCGUACAACUUCACGUUCAACAGGUUAGGGGUGCUUGUCCCGGCCAUCUUGAUCUCUCCAUGGAUUGAGAAGGGAACAGUUAUGCAUGGGCCGAAUGGAAGUCCGUCCCCGAUGUCGCAAUUCGAGCAUUCUUCAGUCCCUGCAACCGUGAAGAAACUGUUCAAUCUGCUUCGGGAUUUCCUGACCAAAAGAGACGCGUGGGCUGGGACCUUCAAAGGCGUCGUGCAAACCAGAACUGAACCGAGGACAGAUUGUCCAGAGCAACUCCCGACACCGACGAGGAUCCGUCAGACGGAGGCGAACGAGGAGGCGAAGCUGACCUCGUUCCAGCAGGAGAUCGUGCAGCUGGCGGCGGUGCUGUACGGAGACCACCAGCUGAGCAGCCUGCAGCAGAGGAUCAGGGAGAGGAUGAACGUGAGGGAAGGGACCUCCUACAUGAGGAGCGCCGUGCGGCGCUUCUUCGAGGCCGGCAUGUUGGCCAAGAGAAUGGGCGUCGCCGACGACGAGCAGAUCGUCAAAAUGAUGCCCUCCCUCACCACCAGGACAUCCAGUGCGGACCAAGAUAAUCUUCCGUAG
Triticum turgidum subsp. durum (durum wheat) is the source of this 672-nucleotide messenger RNA. NCBI's taxonomy places the organism in Eukaryota, Viridiplantae, Streptophyta, Magnoliopsida, Poales, Poaceae. The record is from the annotation of a GenBank genome assembly.